Leptopilina boulardi is the source of this 2217-nucleotide messenger RNA. RefSeq lists its product as uncharacterized. NCBI's taxonomy places the organism in Eukaryota, Metazoa, Arthropoda, Insecta, Hymenoptera, Figitidae. Gene Ontology annotation, molecular function: protein binding. The transcript has 6 exons. The coding region runs from base 312 to 1763 and encodes 483 amino acids. The record is from RefSeq and is a predicted model, not a curated record.
AGUUCUCAUACGGUGUGUAGUCGCGUCAAGUGUUGAAAGUGUGUAAAUAACAAUUUUUUUUUUUUUUUUUUUUUGGAGAAAAAAUAAAUAAUAUAACAAUGCGAAAAAUCAGUUUUAACAAUUAAUUUUUCAUUCAAUCAAUAUACUAGAGUAAAUAUUUCGGAGUAUAUUUUACUUUCUCGUGCUUUCCAAAAUAGAUGAAUUUUGAGAUUUUUACCUGGAGUUGUAUAUGACUUUUACCCUAUUGACAAAGGAAUAAAAGGGCUGCAUUAUUCUUCGACUGACUUCAAUUCUAUGGAGAAUAAUUAAAAAUGCAAAAGAAAAUGGAGUCCCUUAAUGAUGAGGUGACAUUUGUGGAUUCUGGAAAUAUUAAAAUUUUAAACGAUUACUGUUUGAUACAUAUUUUUGAAUAUUUGACAGUUGAUGAUAAACUCAAUGCCGAGGAGGUUUGCAAGAGAUGGCAACAUUUAUGUCAAAAAGCAUGGUGUCAUUAUCAAUUUAAAAAUCUCUCAAUAAAUCAUGAUUCUUGGAAUUUACCAUGUAAUAUAUUUCGCGAUGAUAAUACAUCGAAAAAAAUAAUAAUGCGAUUGGCACGUUAUAUUACAUCAAUUGAUUUGAGUCGUCAAUAUCCAAUAGUUAAACGACAAGAAAUAAGUGUACAAUUUCUUUGUGAUGUUUUGGAAAAUUGUCACAAAAUUGAUACAUUAUUUUUAACAUAUCCAUUUACUGCCGAUAAUGAUAAAAUAAAUGAACUUAUUAAAUGGAUGAAAUAUUAUUCUUUACAAUUAACAAAAUUUGGCUAUGCACAUCAAUCAAUGAUAUUAACGGAUAAAAUGUUAUUUUAUUUAUUGUCAUUGAUGAAAAAUUUGAAAUUAUUUUUUAUUGACAGUAUUAUUGGUGAUGAUUUUAUUAAAUAUCUUCCACUUGAAUCUCUUGAGGAAUUAAUAAUGGAAAAUUGCGGUCAAAUUGAACUUAAUCCAUUGUUAGAUGUAUUACAAAAAUCGACUAAAUUACAUACAUUUUGCUCGAGUGGUUUAACAGCUGGCGAUAGAUUAAAUUUUUCCGCCAAUUCUCCGAUAAAAAAUUUAGGAAUCACUAUGUCAUUUUCAUCGAAUAAUUUACUGUGGUCACUGUCAGUUGGCCAAUUGAGAAAUAUUGAGAAAUUAAAUAUUGAAUUGAACGACAAUGUUAAUGAUGAAUUUCUCUACAAAUUGUCAACGUUUUGCAAAAAACUUACUUUCCUCAAUUUUAGUGGUUGUCAAAGUGUAACGGACGAGGGAACAAAACGUUUAAAUACAUUGCCAAAUUUAAAUUAUUUAGCAUUGGGUGGAAUAAAUAAUGUAAGUGGUAAAUAUUUUGGAAUAAUACCACAAUUAGAAGUAUUGGAUUGUAAAAAUUGUAUGAGUAUAACUGAUGAAUCAUUAAUGGGAAUAAUUCGUUUUGCAAAUGGUUUAAAAAUAUUAAAUCUCAGUGGUUGUUCAUUGAUAAGUAAAGAUUUAGUGAGAACAGCAAUUAAUGCAACGAGACGACGUGAAAAUGGUAUUAUUUUAUAUAUAUCCAUUGAUCGUACAUCAAUAAAAAUGAAGGAAAUUAAACGAAAAUCACCAAUGCUUAGUCUCAAGCAAAUGAUACAUUAUGCUGUUGAUUGUACAAGUAAUUAUAAUGGAUAUUUUCCAACAAUUUAUGAUUUUUAUUAUAUUUCCACAUCAACUAAUAAUGAACAUGAGACAAAACGAAUUUAUUCCUAUUUGAAAAAAGAUUGAGGAAAAGAAAAGAAAAAGAAUUUUAUAGGAGAAAGAAUUCUUAAAGAUAAGACUGAAAUAUUGUACAUUUUUUUUUUUUUUUGUACUAGGCAUAAUAUUUUUUAUUUUUAUGCUAUUACAUGAAAAUUUUUACUUUUUUUUUUUUUUUUUCUUAUAAUGGUAUAAAAUAUUUUACUCUGCGUGUUCUAUUUUAAAUCUCUUUUUUUAUAAUUUUUUUUUUCAGUUAGUAUUUAGUUUGAAGUAUUUUUAGUUUUUUUUUUUAAUUUCCUUUGAAAAUUAAAAAAAAUUUUUUUGAUAUUUUUUAGUGCAAUUCAAUCCAAAAAUUAUUUUACAUAUUUAUAUUUAAAAAAAAAAUUUUUACAUAUGGAUCGAAUUUUUACUUUUUUCGAAUAUAAUUUCGAUUUGAAAUUGAUUUUUGAAAUCGCUGUAUAUAUAAUAAAUGAAUGGAUUAAAU